This is a messenger RNA of Trematomus bernacchii (emerald rockcod), 1996 nucleotides long. Its product is annotated as nucleus accumbens-associated protein 2-like. Lineage: Eukaryota; Metazoa; Chordata; Actinopteri; Perciformes; Nototheniidae. Bases 270 to 1988 code for a protein of 572 amino acids. The transcript is spliced from 10 exons. Gene Ontology annotation, molecular function: protein binding; RNA polymerase II cis-regulatory region sequence-specific DNA binding; DNA-binding transcription factor activity, RNA polymerase II-specific. Gene Ontology annotation, biological process: regulation of transcription by RNA polymerase II. The record is from RefSeq and is a predicted model, not a curated record.
GAAAAACAAGAAGAAGAAGAAGCAGAAGAAGAAGAGGACCGCCUUCCUGCUGCAUGGAGGAGAGAGCAGGUUCUUCCUCCUCCUGCUGUUUCUGUGCUGACCUCCACCCUGACGGUCCAGCAUCUGACCUCUGACCUCUCCUCACCGGCAACAUGGAUGUGAAGCGUUUUGGCGGUGCUCUCUGCAGGAUCCCUGACACCUAGACUCUCCGGACCGCCUCCCGCUCGCCUCCACAUCCUCUCCCGACCUCUGGGCUGACGGCGUCCACCAUGUCGGAGGGGCUACUGCAGGUGGAGAUCCCGGACUUCGGCGGCAGCGUUCUGGUCAGCCUGAACCAGCAGCGUCUGCGCGGUCAGUACUGCGACGUGUCCGUCCUCGUGCAGGGUCAGGCCUUCAAGGCCCACCGCGCCGUGCUGGCCGCCUCCUCGCUGUACUUCAGAGACCUCUUCAGCUCCGACUCCUCCGCCUCUUCCUCCUCCUCUUCCUCCUCCCCCGCCGUGUUCGAGCUGCCCUCCUCCGUCACCCCCACCUGUUUCCAGCAGAUCCUGUCCUUCUGCUACACCGGGCGGCUCAGCAUGGCGGCCAGCGAGCAGCUGGUGCUGAUGUACACGGCCGGGUACCUGCAGAUCCAGAACAUCGUGGAGCGGGGCAUGGAGCUGAUGAUGAUGAAGGCUUCCUCUUCGCCGCUCUGCUGCGACUCUCAGACCACCUCAACAGACGAGCUCGGGGGAUUCGACGCCCCCCCCCUGCAGGAGGAUCAGCAGGGCCUCAGCCCAGAGGAGCUGAUCCUCGCCGUCAGUCGCAUCAAACAGGAGAGGGCCGACACACCUCCAGCUGGGGAGGGGGGGGGCAGCGAGGGCCGGAGAGGAGUCCAGGGGGGGGCAGGUGAGGAAGCCAGAGGAGAAACCCCCAGGGACCUGCACUCCACCAGGAGCAGCGCCCUGUGUUACCUGGGGGCAGCAGCUGGAGGUCUGGUCCCGGGGCUGCAGUCGUACCUUUUGGCCAGCGGGGGACGCUGCAGUCCGGGAGGCUCCAGCCUCCCCACAGACUCCCCCCCCUCUCACCCCCCCACCGAGGAGGACCUGGAGGAGGAUUACUACGGGAACACCGUCAACUCCGGACUCUACCAACACGUCUACGGACAUCCUGGAAACCCCUACAUCCAGGAGAAGAUGGAGAUGCUAUCCCUCCCAUUGGCUAACGAGCGGCGGCCCUGCGUGCUGGUUGGUCGGGACAACAUGGCACUGCCGGCCAGUCUGAUCAGUCAGAUCGGGUUCCGCUGCCACCCGUCACUCUACACCGAGGGGGACCCGGGGGAGAAGGUGGAGCUGGUGGCAGGUUCAGGUGUGUUCAUGACUCGAGGGCAGCUGAUGAACUGUCACCUGUGUGCUGGAGUCAAACACAAAGUGCUGCUCCGCAGGCUGCUGGCUACCUUCUUCGACAGAAACACUCUGGCCAAUAGCUGCGGGACAGGAAUCCGCUCCUCGACCAAUGAUCCGACCCGAAAACCUCUGGACAACCGGAUCCUAAACACUGUGAAACUGUACUGUCAGAACUUCGCCCCUCACUUUAAGGAGAGCGAGAUGAACGUCAUCGCGGCGGACAUGUGCACCAACGCCCGGCGGGUCCGUAAACGCUGGCUUCCAAAGAUCCAGUCCCUGCUCCCCGACAGCCUCCCCCGCAGGGCCCGGAGGGGGGGGGGUCCAGGGGGAGAGAGGGGGGAGGGGGUCUCCAUGGAGCUGGACCUCCGACAGCUCUCCUACCUGGAGGGGGGGGAGAGGGAGGCGCCUCACCUGCAGUUUGCCGGGUCAGGUGGGGGAGGGGAGAGGCUACAGACUGAACCCCCUCCUGACCCCCCCCUCUCCUCCUCUUCCUGCUCCUCCUCAUCCUCACAUCCCUCGCCGCAGCCUGCAGAGCCCGCCCCUCCUCACAGGGGAUUGGCCGACACAGAAGAGAGGGGGGCGGAGCCUCUGGAAGAUAGCCAAUAAGCUUUCUA